CUGCCUCUGCCUCCCAAGUGCUGGGAUCAAAAGCGUGCUGCAUCACACCAGUGACUCAGUGUCUUUUAUGCUUGGAUUAGAAAAGGUGUUAUAAUCAAGGUGAUCCUGUAAGUCAUGUUUUUAAAAAACUUAUUUUUAAAUUAUGUGCGUAUGUAUGUGGGGGAUACCCGUAUGCACUUGCAUGCAGGUGCCCUCAGGGAGUCUUGAAGAAGACAGCAGACCCUCCUAGUACUGGGGUUACAGGUGGCUGUGAGCUGCCCGACCUGGGUGGUAGGAAUAGAACUCGCGUUCUUUGAAAGAGCAGUACGUGUUCUUAACCCCUGAGCCAUCUCUCUAGCCCCCAUGCUUUAUGUAGUGCAUCUUAGUAAUAUUUAGAGUUCUUUAUAAUCCAAAAUACAUCAUUUUUUAGGUUUGAGUGGCAAACACUCUAAAAGUUAUAUAGCAAAAUUUGAGUGCCAUUCCUUCCUUCUCUCUGAUUUUCGGAGACUGCCUCCAGCAGUUAUGUCACACCCGACUGUAUUCCAUUGCCAUGCAUAGAAACCUUUCUUCUCUAACAUCUUGGAAAAGCAAUCUGUGACUCCUGACUUUUUCCAGAAGGGGUUGACAGUCUCCCACUGUUGAGCGCCUUUGGUUGAGGGGAGAAGGCACUCGUUGAGGAGAGUGUUAAAACUGGGCUAGGCCUGGGGAGCAAAACACAGCUAAAUCCCUAAUAGCCCUGCAGGAGCAGGCUGCUCGCUGUAGCUUUCUCAUAUGCGCCUCCCGUGCAUGUACCGUCUACACGCUUCUGAGUAGUUCCUUAGCGCUGCAGCCUCCUCCGUGCUGUGUUUGCUGCGCACGUAAGUGUAGACACUUCCGCCUUGUGAAACCAACACCGGAGCAGUGCCCUCGUUGCCUGGUCCUGGUCUCUGCUCCUAGGUGAGACUCUCUGAUAAAAUGGGUGAGUCUUCAGACUGUGGACAUACUAGCUUGUGUAAACGAGUAAAUAAACUUUGCUCCCACACAGCAGGCUAGCAUAUCCCUAGCUACGUCACACAGAUUCACAAUUCCUUUGGAGGAAACUGGUUUAAAUUAUGUUUUCGCUUUCUAAAAUAUAACUAUAAAGAUUGGGUUUUAAAUUUCACCCUGAAUAGUGAUGCUGCCAUCGUGUUUGCUUUGGAGGUUUCCGUAUUCACUGGGCCAAGCUGUUUAUCUAACAUCUGAUGUGCUCCCUGAAGCACUGCCACAAACCCACGGGGCUUCUGUGUUCCAGGCUGAGACACCCGGGAGUGGCCUUAGCCUCUAAUGUGCACUCGAAGAUGAUGUAAUAUUCCAGAUAAACUCGAAUUUAUUACCCUGUUUUAAUAGAGCUAUUUUUAAGAAAUUAUAAAUGCUUAAGAUAGAAAAGUGGAAUUGGCUAAUUUGUGUGCUCAAACUCUCUCUGAAAACAAAAGACUGCCCCUCUGCUGUACUUAACUGCAGCUUCAUUGGAGCAUGCAGGCAACUUCUGAAAGGAUUGCAAAGUUUAAAAACCCCUUUGUAGCUGUCUUUGUUGCUCCCAACCUCUCUCUGCUGCAUUUCUGCUUUUCUCUUUCCUGGCUGCUAAUUGGAUUGCAGGCUGUGUUGCUAACCAUGGCAUCUGGAGAUGACAGUCCUAUCUUUGAAGAUGAUGAAAGCCCUCCUUAUAGCCUGGAAAAAAUGACAGACCUUGUAGCUGUUUGGGACGUUGCAUUAAGUGAUGGAAUCCACAAGAUUGAAUUUGAGCAUGGGACCACAUCAGGCAAACGAGUUGUGUAUGUGGAUGGGAAGGAAGAAAUAAGAAAAGAAUGGAUGUUCAAAUUGGUGGGCAAAGAAACCUUCUGCGUUGGAGCUGCAAAAACCAAAGCCACCAUAAAUAUAGAUGCUGUCAGUGGUUUUGCUUAUGAGUACACUCUGGAGAUCGAUGGGAAAAGCCUUAAGAAGUACAUGGAGAACAGAUCAAAGACCACCAACACCUGGGUGCUGCACUUGGACGGCGAGGACUGCAGGGUGGUUCUGGAGAAAGAUACUAUGGAUGUGUGGUGCAAUGGUCAAAAAAUGGAGACAGCAGGCGAGUUUGUAGAUGAUGGGACCGAAACACACUUCAGUGUUGGGAACCACGACUGUUACAUAAAAGCCGUCAGCAGUGGGAAGAGAAGAGAAGGGAUCAUCCAUACACUCAUUGUGGACAACAGGGAGAUCCCAGAGGUCUCUCAGUGACUGCUUCUUAAUGAGUUCUGGGCUGAAGAGGUGACGUCAGGACUUGCUAAUGACUGUGGUAAUUAAAUGUGUUCAUGCUGUACAUAUCGGUAGAGUUAAUCUGCAAUGCUUUUAUUUUUAUCUUUUGUUACUUGAAACUGUAAUAUUCCAAUGGUCAAGAAAAAUGGAAUCAUAAAAAUUUAUUUUUUAACUAAUGUGUUUCUAAUUCAAAUGGAAAAUAAAAUAUGGACCAAAACCACUAACAUCUCACCACAGUAACCUUGACUACAGUCAACACUAAAAUAAAAUGGUGCUGCUGGCUGUGUCCUACA
Molecule: messenger RNA, 2525 nt
Organism: Arvicola amphibius (Eurasian water vole)
Lineage: Eukaryota; Metazoa; Chordata; Mammalia; Rodentia; Cricetidae
Product: fas apoptotic inhibitory molecule 1
Exons: 5
Coding region: 1471-2214 (247 amino acids)
Biological process (GO): canonical NF-kappaB signal transduction; positive regulation of neurogenesis; negative regulation of extrinsic apoptotic signaling pathway via death domain receptors
Source: RefSeq, a predicted model, not a curated record